ACACUUGCGGCUGAACCGAGAUUUAGAAAAUUCCAAACGUAUCUACAGAAUGAAUGGCGCGUGGACUUAUCUCGCUGUUACCGGCCUAGCUAGCUGCGUGCAUGCUGAAAGCUUUUACUAUCGUUAAUCUUGCCUUGUCCUUGAAAUAGCGAGGUAUUCUACAUGUACGCGAGGAAGCAUAGUGCAUUUAUACCCCAAAAGAUUAAAAGGUCAGGCACUCCUUGAAGCUAGACAGAUCAACCCUGGAGAAAAUGGUAUGGGGAGAUACUAUACAUGCCACGUGACUUUUGAACCCAAACAGCCUGUCAUUUGCUAGCCUGUCAGUGUACACAUCAGAGGCAGCACACAAGCUGUACACUUCUCACACACACUGUAACUGCAGGGUGGAACAGAGCUCUACAGGGGAGCAUUAACGUCAGGAAUCUCUUCGUUACAAGUAUCCCAUCUGAAGCAGUCUGUUCCCCUUGAGCAUGGAUAUUAUUAAUUUGUGGUUGAACGACAAAAGCACCUAGAUCUUUUCCACGAUGGAAAGCCUUAGGAGAGGUAGCAGACCACAGCCUGACCAUGUCAUUCAAUCCCAGAUCAAGCAGCUGGCAGAGGAGCAGGAGAGAGUACAGACCAAGACAUUCACCAACUGGGUGAACUCUCAUCUGCGUUCAUCCAAGCGUAAGCCACUUAUUCAAGUGGUUGAUCUUUGUGUGGAUGUCAAAGAUGGCAUUGUCUUGCUUACAUUACUGGAGGUGCUCUCUGGCGAGACACUGCCAUUUGAGAAGGGAAGGAACAUGAAGAGAGUUCACUUUCUGAGCAACGUCAACACCUGCUUAAGGUUCCUGGAAGGCAAGAAGAUCAAGUUAGUGAAUAUCAAUGCAUCAGACAUCAUUGAUGGCAAACCACCGAUUGUGCUGGGCCUGGUGUGGACCAUCAUCCUCUACUACCAGAUCGAGCAAAAUGCGAGUGCCUUGGAAAAACUGGCCGAGUCGGGCAUGUCCAGCAGCACAGGCAGCGUGGACAGCAUGGGCAGCAGUGAGGCAUCGUCCACCUCCAGCAAACCGGAGGCUCCCCGACCCAGCAGCAGUCACCUGGAGCCACCGCCUGCCAAAAGGGCUGCCAAGGCAGUCUCUGUGGCCUCCAAGCUGAAGGGCAAGCUGACAGCCAAGAAGGCACUGCUGGCCUGGGCCCGGAAAGCGUCCAAAGCUGCCGGUUCUGGCAUGGAUAUAGAGGUCAAGGACUUUGGACCCAGCUGGAGGGAUGGUUGUGCCUUCAAUGUACUGAUCCACAACAUCAGGCAAGACCUGGUGGACUUGUCCAUGCUUCCAAAACGGACAAACAUUGAGAACCUUGAUGUAGCAUUUAAUGUGGCAGAAAAGGAGCUAGGCAUCGUCAGACUUCUUGAUGCACAAGAUGUUGACGUGGACAAGCCAGAUGAAAAGUCCAUUAUGACUUAUGUUUCACAGUUCUUCAAAGCAUUUCCAGAAACAGGGAGCAAGGUCGACAAAGCCAAGGAGGAGGAGGCCAAGAUGUGUCAGGAGAUCAAUGAUUGGCUGGUGAAAGGUGACGCCAUGAUCACCUCGGCCAAGCAGAAGCAGCGUACCAAAGAGGACCAGUACUCGCAAUAUGUGGAAUUCCAAGCAAAGCACAAGAAAUGCAAACAUCUGAUGACCAUUGUCAUGGAGAAGAAGAGGAAGAAAGUGCUGUUGUCUCUCUCAGAGGAGCAGUGCAAUGUCACCGAGUCACAGUGGACCAAACUCCUCGCCAAAGAGAUGGAGUGGAGGCAGUCCGUCGAGGCGGGGCUUGCUGGUGGGCUUGGCCCCUGUGGGGAGUGGCUUAACAAGGCUGAGGCCCUAUUGGACGAUGACCUGACUCCUUUGCAGUCGCAGGAGGAGACCCACAGCAGCAUGAAACGGAAACUGAUUGCCCAUCAGGAACACUUCCGAGAUGCCAACGUGGUCCACAAAACCUUCCUGGAACUGAGCCGAACCCAGCUGGCAGAAGGCGUGCCCCCGACCAUCUUCCAGGACAUGUCGGAGCGAUUUGAGCGGGUCCUCGCAGCGUCCCAGGACCGAGGGACCAAACUGGAAUACCUUGAGAUGAAGUACCGGCUAUUGGCCUUUGUCGUCAUGGCCGAGAAGAAACUGCAGGCUUGGACGGUGAAGUACGGCAGCAGGGAGAGCGUGGCCUUGCUGCUGGAAAAUUACAAGGUUUUUGUUUUUGAUGAUCAGUUCUUUGAGCAGUAUGAGGUGACAUUACAACAGAUGGAAGUGGUUACAGAAGCAUACCACAAAACCAUCACAAAUGAGAAAGAGUUGGAAGGGAUGCGGCGUUUCCUUGGCGAUAUGAAUCAGAAGAAACGCAACCUGACUGUGGAGAUUACCAGCAUUCAAACCAUGCUGGAGAGCGUGAUUGAGCACUGGCAGUGCUAUACCACCAACGUUGGGCUGUUCCAACCGUGGCUGGAGGAGGCAGAGAAGGUCUUACAGCGAGGGGACCAAGCUACCAAGAUGGAGUACUUCUGUGAAUUGUCCACUUGGCUGGACCGUCACACAGCCAUGAACGAGUCUGGUAAUUUCCUGAUAGAGACAUGUCAGGAGACAGUAUCACUCAGCAUCCAACAGCAGCUGCUGCUCAUCAACAGAAGAUGGAAGGAAACUUUUGAACCCGCCAAGGUCUACAUGAAAUCUAACGAGUCAGAGAAAUUGCAUCAAGAGUUCACGUCUCGUGUGGUGUCACUCAAUGCCUGGCUGGACAAGGCAGAGGCAUGCGCCAUGCGACCGGUGGAAUGCCACUACAGUGUCAUCAAAGAGCAUGUCCAGCAACUCGAUGAAUUACGGAGCCAAGUUCCUGGUCACGAGUACAGCUUCAAGCAUCUGUCGCAGUUGGCCCAGUCCUUGGUGAAGACCUGCUCCAAGGAGGAGACAGGUGUGAUGGUCAACAUGCUGCGGACGUUGAAGGACCGACUGGCUGUGGUCAGGGACUCCAUCCCGCCCCGGGCCAAGACCAUGAACGAGAUGGUGCAGGCACUGCGGCAGUAUGAGGAGGGAAUGGAGGAGGUGGAGGGGUGGGUGAACAUCGCUGAGGGGCUGCUGAGAUCAUACGAGGAGGAGGGGAUGAAACCGACCGGGAUGGACCCUAGAGAGAUGGAGAGCUGCCUCAAAAAACAUAAGGCACAUUUCUCCAAGGCUCCACAUGUUGGCCAGCAGCUGGAAGACAAGACACAAAUUGUCCGCUACAUCAUCAGUCUUAACCAAGAGAGUUACACUGAGACGACCAUACUGGAGAAAUCCACCGCUAACAUCCAGCUCCGUUACAGAACUGCUGUUAGCUUGGGGCGGGACUGGGAGGAACGCCUGUCCGGGCAGCGGAAGGAGUGGCAGGGCUUUGAACUAAGAGAAGCCGAGCUGGCUGAUUGGCUGCAGCAGGCGAGUAAAAUCUUGAAAGAUCACAAAGGACCAAUCAGCAAGCAGCUGGACACUCACAAGGUGUGGUUUGAGUCUGGUCAACCUGAUGCACUGACUCGGUUCCUGUCAAUGAGUCAAGAGUUGCUUCACUCCUUGUCACCUGAAGAAAGGGAACGAGUGGAAGGAAGAGUACGGGCGCUACAGGACAAAUGCCUGGCACUAAUGCGAGCUGCUCCACUGAAAUUCUACCAGCUGCACUUCCAACAAGCUAAAGAGACAAUGGACAAGAAACUGGAGGAGGUUGAGACAGAGCUUGCCCAGGAGCGUCAAGCCCUGAAGGAUGGCAAGACACCUGAAGCUGUUAUGGAUAGACACGUGAACUUUUUUCCGAAGCAGAAACCUUUGGAGUUUUGUGCUGAAUGCAUCCAGUCCAUGGAGGAUAUCCAGAAGCAGCUGAUUGCUCUUGACCCCAGGUAUGACCCUUCACCUCUCACCCAGGCCAUUCAGCAGGGUCAGGACAGGCACCGGAAGCUCAGCCAGGAGGUGUUGCAGUUGGCCAAAAGGUUGAAAGAGUUGCCCAGGUUGUGGCAAGAAUACAAUGACAGGUUUGAUGCAUUAUCUCAGUGGGUGUUGGACACCAGUGACAUCAUGGCUUCCAUCCAAACCACUGACAACAAUGAAGAAUUUAGGAAACUGUGCUUAAAAUUUGAGUUCCUGUCAGAAAUGGCCGAAGAGACACAUGAGGAGUUAGCCUGGCUUACCUCUGCCCUCAAGGAUCUCUCCCAGGACUGUCCAUCUCAGCAGAAGCUGUCGACAGAGCGCCGGCUGGCUGGCCUACUCCGCGACCACAAGACCACGCUGGACGCCGUGCGCCAGUUCCCCGUGGAGAUAGUUGCCCUGACAAUGAUGUUCACCUAUGUUGAGCGAGCGGAGAAGACGACUGGCUGGUUGAAGGAGGUCAGGGAGCAGAUGAAGGAACCAGUUGACUGGACGAGUCUAGAGUCCUUGCAGAGGCAACUGGAUCAACACUUGGGCAAGGAGGCAGAGAUGCAGCAACAAGAACCUGAUGUCAGAGAGUUGAUACACAGCGGCAGAGACUUGCAACAGCAACAACAGCAGCAGCAGGCACCAGGGAAGAUGUCAGACAGAGUUGGUCAUGAGGUGACUGAGCUGGACAGGUUGUGGAAGGACGUCAAAAUGAGAGCGGCUCAAAGAACUGAGCAGUUGAAGGAGUGCCUGAAACAGGUUCAAACCUAUGAGAAUGAUAAACGACAGAUGGAGUCUUUCCUUGGAAAAGCUGUUUCUGAAGUCCAUAAGCCUACACCACUGGCUGGUCUUCAACCAGUGCAGGAGAAACUUAGUGCAGUCAAGGCUCUGCAAGAUGAACAGGCCCGGCUGAAACCACUCCUGAUGUCUCUGAGAAGCCAGAACAGACAGAUGCAGACAGCAGUGGCUGACGUCACUGUCAAGCAGACCCUACAAGACAACCUCCAGGGCCUCGAAUCGAGGAACGCAGCCCUCCGUGACGAGAUUGCCAAGAUGCUGGACGGUCUGAGAGGCCUUGAGGAACAGUGGAAGAAGCUGGAGGCAGACCAGGCCAGGACGGUAGAGUGGCUGGAAGCGACUGGCACCAAGCUGGACGAGCUAGAGAAAGCAACAGAUAUGCCGGAAGAGACACUCACACAGGCUCAGGUGUUGCUUGCUGAGAUCUUGGACAAGCAGGGCAACCUUGACAACCAAGAGAAAGCCCUGGGAGACCUGACGAAAGAUGUCCCUGACUUGGAGACCCAGUCCCUCAUGGCCCAGCAGCUUAGUUUCAAAAGCCAGUGGGAGACUCUUCGCUCCAGGGCCCAGCUGCAAAGUACCAGGCUAGCUGAGGGAGCAUCCCAGCAUCAACUGUACCAGCAGCAGGUGCAGCAGCUCAAAAAGGCACUUGAUGGUGCUGAACAGCGGCUGGAGGGAGAGGCUACUGGGAAGGAUUGCAGUUCUUUGGAGGAUGUGGAGAAAUUUAUCACUGACCAGAAGGCAUUUGCCAGAGCAGUGGAAGAGAACCAACCCAUCCUGGCCAGCAUCCAGGAACUGUCCAGCCGGCUGGUGCCCCAUCAGGCCAUCCAAUCAGAGGUCAGCAGUCUGACCGACCGCUUACAGAACAUCCAGGAGAAGAUGGAUGGCCUGCAGCGUGACCUGAGCGAGAAGGAAGCGUUGUGGAGGGAGUACAAGGAGGUGAAGGGCAGGGUGCACCAGGAACUGGAGAGGCUAGAAGAAGGAGAGAUGACACAGUGCAGGGAGUACAUCGGCAAUACAGGCAAACUGGAGAAACAACUUGACACCCUCAAGGAACUGUGUGCUCGUCAUCAAUCAGCACAGCCAGACAUUGACAGGUUCCAUGCCCUGAAUCGAACCCUUUGGCAACAACACUGCUCCAACCCUCAUGGCCUGGCCGGGCUGCGAGGCGAUCUCCAGACCACAGAUGCAAGACUCUCGUCUGUCUCCACGGCUCUCCAGGAAGGGGUGGAGAUGGUCCAGAUAACCCUGAAGGAACGGCAAGAGUUCAUCCAAGAAGUGGAGAGGUUGACCACUGACCUCCAAGAGGAUGAGAGAUGUCAGUCGGAGUGGAUUGAGGUGUAUGAAGAUAAGGUGGAGCAGGAAAUCAAGAAGGCAGAGGCUACACAAGCCAGAAUUAGGAGCCAAUGUGAUAGGGUGGACAACCUGACUGGCAUGGUUCAGGCCAUCUGCAGCAAGUGUGAUGCCACCCAGGAGCUCACCCUCUCCCGCAAGGUGACUGGGGUCUCCAUGCUGCAAGACGGCGUCCAGGAAAUGGUGGCAGUGCGAGUUGGGGUUCUUAACUUCCUCCUCCAGUUCUACAAGACACGGCAGUCGAUCGUUGACACUCUGAGGGAGGUGGAGGAAGGAUUGAGCCAGCUGAACCUGGCAGAAGACAGCGUUGAGAUGCUGAUGGAGAAACUGGAGGCGGUGACGCCUGUCUUGGCAGAGUGGCGCGGCAGGACGCUGGAUAUCGAUAGCCAGGCCCAGAGAGCUAAGGUGAGACCCAGGAUGCGGGGCAUUGUCCAUGAAGAAGAGCCACCCUCGUCUGCGGAGACUGAGAUGUCAAAGCUAAGGAGCAAGCACAACGAGCUGAGAUUACAGCUGUCCUCACAGAGGGACCAGCUGUCAGAGAGAGCCAGAUUGAUGGAGGAGUUUAUGAAGAAGAAGACAGCUCUGUCUGAGAAGCUGGACAGCAUCAAUGCAGACCUAGACAAGAAGGAUACACGGGACAUCAGUAGUGCAGAGGACCUUCAGGAUUGUCUAAAAGAUUAUCAGGCCUGUCAUGCACAGUUUCACCAAGAGGAGCCCAACAUGGACUAUUUCAAGAGUCUUGGGAAGCGUAUUCAGAAAGUGAACCCGGCCCAGCAGGAUGAAAUCCAAGCCUCUCUUGAUGCCGUAUACAGCCACUCCUUUAGCAUACGUCACAGGAUAGACUCUACCAUGAAGACACUUGUAACAGCGCUCAAUCAGUGGCAAGAGCUUGACCAGUGCCAGAGACCCAUUCUGGAAUCCUUGGGAAAGGUUUCCAUGGUCACCGGGCAGCCAAUCAAAUGCAGCAGCAAGGAGGAGGCAGAAGAACUGCUCCAGCAGCACCAGGUUGCAAGCGAGGAGCUCUCACCCCUUCAAGACCAAGCCCAGCAUCUGCAAUCCGUUGUCAAGAAUGUGACAUCCCUCCUCAAGAUGCUACCGACCGGCUUACCUGUUGACCCGCCUUCCUUCAUCCAGGAAGCCUCCUCCAUACCAUCGUCCCUCGCAUCCUCCUCGGCGGUUAUCCAGGAGCGGAUGGCCAGUCUGAGGAGGCAGCUGGAGCUGUGGGAGGCGGUGCAAGCCCAGGAGGAGGCCCUGGCCUCCUGGCUGGGUGCCGAGGUGACGGAGCUGGAGCAGGUGCCAGCCAAGAUGGAGGACGAGGGGAGGACCAAGGCCAGGCUGGAUCAAUUCAAGACUGAUGUGUCUAGUCGUGAAGCUGAGCUCACCCUUCUAGCAUCAACUGUGCAGGAGUUGAGGUCACUGAACCCUGGUGCAGCCAUACCAGUGGCAGAAGAGGCUGUCCAGAGAGUGGAGGCUAAUAUCACCCAAGCUAAGCAGCUGGCUUUGAGUGCCGAGAGCAGCUUAGGAGAGUUCACCAGCCAGAGGGACAACCUCAGAGCUCGACUGCAGGAGCUGACAUCUGGGUUGGAAGAGUUGGAGGACAGGCUGACCCGCUGCUCAGACCUGAGUCUCUCUGAGGAUGGUAUCAUUGAUGAAAUCACCGAGUGUCAGGCUGUACAAAGUGAUUUGACCAACAUGAGACCAGCUUUUGACACCCUGGUGAAUGAUCUGCAGAUGCUCUUGCAGAAAUUCCCCAAGUCCAACGCUACCCAGCUGCAGGCUGAUGUGGAUGCACUGGGCAAGAGGUUUGAUGCUGUUGCGCUCUGCGAUCAUCAAAUUCAUGAGAGUCUGACAGAUGCACUCUUGCUCCAGUGCCGCAACUUACUCCGAGAGGUGGAGGGUGAGAUUGAUUAUGACUUGGAUGAGCUGAGUAACUCGGCCAGCACCCAGGGCGAACCCGAGACACUGGAGAAGAGACUCAAUGAUGUUAAGGACCUGAAGAGCCAUUCCCUGCCCCAGCAUGCCUCUCAGCUGGCGCUGAUCAGUACCAAGCUGGACAAGGUCCUGCCUCUGCUCUCUGAUGCUCAGCGACCACUGCUCACCCGGGAGGCUCAGGCCAGGCAGGACCACCUAGCCCGGCUGCACCGGGCUACAGAUGAGGCUGAGAAGGCCCUUGAGUCCUGCCUGCUGGACUGCCGUGACUUUGAGGAGACGGCCACAGAGUUGUGCUCGGAGCUUGAGGAAGUUGAGAGGCUGAUGGGAGAGGAGUUGGCGCCAUGCACCAGCAUGGAGGACAGGAAGAAGCAGCUGAAAAACCUACAGGACUUAGCUGAGAGACUUGACUUUGAGAGACCUACCCUGACCACUGUCGAUCACAAGGCAGAGAGGGUCCAUGCACUGUGUGGUACCAAGAAGCCAGUAGAGCAAGCUGUGAAGCUGCAGGAUGAUUAUGAUCAGAUUCAAACAAGAGUCAAGGAGGCAGUGGCCCAGUGUGAAGAAGGGAUCAUGCAGCAUGAAGGCUUCAUCAAGACCACUGAUGAGGCAGCGACAUUUUUACAGCAAGCCAAGGACACCUUGGAUACCUGCAUCGACCCCUCAGGCAAUCGGGAUGUGUGCGAGGACAAACUGCAAACCUCAGAGAGUCUGCUAACCAAACAGGCUCAGAUUCAGUCCCACCUGGACUUGGCCGUCCAGGCCCAGGACACCCUGGCACCUCGGACCACUCCUGAUGGUCAGUCCUCCAUGCUGGCCCGCAUCCAGCUGCUGCAGGGCCAGUGGAACCAAGUUGUGGCCGGCUUGAACCAGUGCAAGGCCCUGCUGGAGGAAAGAAUCCGCAGGUGGAAGGAGUACGAGGCCGAUCUUGAGGACCUGGAUAAACGGCUGCAGAAGUGGGACGAGUCUGUUGGCAGGGCUUCCCAGCUGAAAGAGAAUCUUCCUGAGAAGGCUUCUCAUCUUGAAGAAGUCAAGUUGCUGCAAGCAGAGAUGGAGAACCAGUCCGACAGAAUCCAAAACUUCCAUCAGAUGGCCGAAUUGUUGGCUGCCAACAAUGUGGUAGAUGUCACUCAGCAAGUUGAAGCACAGGCUGAGAGUGUACAGGAGCAGUACCAGGAGCUGCUGGACAGGCUGAACGACAUUCAAUUGAAGAAGGAAGAAGCAGUCCUCACUCACGAAUCUUGGCAGGAGGCAGCAGACGACAUGUCAGGCAUCAUCACAGCCAUAGAGGAGGGACUGAGUCAGACGACUAGCCUGCCGACAGAGGUGGAAGAAUUACAGGCCAAGAAGGCACAGCUUCUGGAACUCCAAGCCAAGUGGCCAGAGGGCCAGUCCAAACUUGCUCAGCUCGAUGACUGCACCAGCAAAGCCCUUGCCUCCACUGCAGCGGCCGGUCAGCACAAACUCAGUCACCGUGCCUCAGAGCUCAGUGAGCAGUGGAAUGCCCUGCAGGCCCAAGCUGCUGAAGCAGAGUCUAGAAUCGCUGAGAUGCUGAGGCAGAGAGGCCAGCAUGAUGACAAGAGGGAGGAGUUUGCUAGAUGGCUGAGUAAGACGGAGAUGGAGUUAGUAGAGGCUUCCCAGCUGGGCUCAGAUCUUGAAGCAAAGGAGAAAAAGCUACAGAAAUGCGAGGAGCUCACUGAUGACAUUGUCCUCCAUGAACCAGCACUGGCCGAUAUCCUACAAGGUGCUCAUCAGUUUAACGACAACCUGUCUGAGCAGCUUGCUGCUAGAUACAAUGCCCUGAAAGACAAAGCUGAGGAUGUCACCCAGCAAGCAGUGAAAGCGGUCGCAGAUCAUAGAUUGUACAAUCAGAGCAUGGAGGAUUGCAAGGCCUGGCAUGAACAGAUGGAGAGAACACUUGAAGAGAACACAGGGAUACCAGAGAUGAAAGAUGAACUGCAAAAACAGGUGGACAAUCUGAAGAUUCUUCAGCAGAGUCAGUCUGAGGGAAAACAGAAACUAGAGGAAGUGCUUGCCACAGCAACUGGCACAGUGCCCUCGACGUCUCCACAAGGUCAAGAGGUCAUCCGGAAAUCUGUUGCUGCCCUCCAGCAGGCAUCGGCGGCAUUGACAGAUCAGACAGAUAGAGCCAAGGACCAAUCAGAGGAAGCCUUGCAGAAGUGGGAUGAGCACAACAACAGAUGUAAGAGGCUGUCUGAUUGGAUAGUUGAAGCAGGAACAAUACUAGAUGACCUAAGGAAACCUUGCACAGACUUGGAGGAAAGAAAGAAGAAGCAGAACAUGUUAGAGUCGCUCAGCCAGGAGGUCGAUGGUCAUAGACGAGAUGUGGAGAUUCUGUCUCCUCUAACCCAGGAGCUUCAGAGUAUUGGUGUGAGGAACCCGACCAUUCAAACUAACAAAGAGACUGUCAACACUGAGUAUCAAGAACUCUGUGAUAAACUGAAGGAUUCCCAAGUUCAGUGUUCUCAAGGCAUCACGCUCAAUGAAGAAUUCCUCCAAGUAGUACAGGAGGCUGGGAAAUUUUUACAGCAAGCUGAAGAGACUCUGGCUGGCUGCUCUGACCCCUCAGGGGACCGCAAGAUCUGCCAAGACAAAUUAAAAAUGGCAGGGAAUCUUUUAGCCAAGCAAGAUGAACUCCAGUCUCGUUUGGAGUUGGCAGCGGAGACCCUCAACUCACUGGAUCCACACACCUCAGCAGAAGGUCACACUGCCCUGCUGGCCACCGUCCAGUCACUGCAGAGCCAGUGGGAUCUGCUGGUGCCCAGCAUCAACCAGUGCAGAGCUAUGCAAGGAGACCGGUUGGAGACUUGGGUUGAUUUUGAAGGUGAUGUGGAAGAGAUGGGACAGUGGUGCAUAGACACUGAGACAGCUCUAAAAGAUGCAGCAGAGCCCAGAGAGGACCUGGCUGAUAAGAGAUCUCAGCUUGAAGAAGUCCAGGCACUGAAGGAGAACAUUGAGAACCAAGCCAAGAAAUUGAAGGAAUUGAAGCAAAAGAGUGUGAUGCUAACAUCGGCCAAUACUCCAGACAUUGUAGAGAGUGUUGAGAGGCAGGUUGCUGAUGCAGAGAAACGCUACCAGGACCUGCUGGACCGGAUGAAGGACAUUCAACUGCAGAAGGAAGAGACAGUCCUCGCUCACGAGUCUUGGCAGGAGGCAGCAGAUAACGUGUCAACAUCAUCACGGCCAUAGAGGAGGGACUGAGCCAGACCAUAGUCACUCCCUCGGAUAUACAGGAGCUGCAGGCCAAGGUGCAGUGUCUGAAGGAACUGCAGGCACAAUGUCCGGAAGGCCAAUCCAAGCUGAAUGAGUUCUUAGAUUGCACCCAUCAAACACUAGCUUCAACCUCAGA
Messenger RNA from Acanthaster planci (crown-of-thorns starfish), 11331 nucleotides. RefSeq names its product muscle-specific protein 300 kDa-like. Gene Ontology annotation, cellular component: membrane. Gene Ontology annotation, molecular function: protein binding. NCBI's taxonomy places the organism in Eukaryota, Metazoa, Echinodermata, Asteroidea, Valvatida, Acanthasteridae. The record is from RefSeq and is a predicted model, not a curated record.